This is a messenger RNA of Pocillopora damicornis (cauliflower coral), 1665 nucleotides long. RefSeq lists its product as uncharacterized. The record is from RefSeq and is a predicted model, not a curated record. NCBI's taxonomy places the organism in Eukaryota, Metazoa, Cnidaria, Anthozoa, Scleractinia, Pocilloporidae.
GGAUUGGCUCCAUAGGGUUCUUUCAAACGUUCUUGUAAACUUUUAUAUAACGAAUUACCAUCGUGCCGCGACUAUCGACCAAUUGUUUUCACAGAAGAAUGUUGUGUAUCCGCGAAGCGGCGGAGCCGACGCCAAAUUACUAUGUUUUGCAGUAGCAUUUAUGAGAAGAGCAACAGAAAAGAAGAUGGGAAUGAUGUCAAAAAUCUUGGGAAGAAAAAUUGAUGGUGGUAAACAUUGAAAUUGUCGCUAUUCUGGGAAAAGGUGCUGAAUAGGAAGCGACUCUGAACUGAGUUCCCUGAAUCUAAAAGCUUACAUGACGAAUGAGAGCGCCUCCACGAAGCCGGUUGGUUGACGCAGAAAAUACAAGAAUGUCUCUGAAAGCGGAUGAGAUGUGACAAUAGGAAUAAAAUCGUCGCUAGGCAAAUGCUUGAAGGUAAUAAUGGCUCAGCGGGUGCGCCAGAUGGAAAAACGUGGUUCUUUCUUCGAUUCCCGCAUCAACAAAACAAAGUUCAAAGUUCAAGGUGCUCUGGAGAAAAAGAAAUAAACGUCGAGCAAGUCCUUGACGUACUUAAGCUUAUUUGUCUACUGAUUAUUUAUCUGUCCACAAUGACGUCAUUUGUAAACUCGUUACCAUGCCAAAAAAGGACCAACAUACAAGCGCCACGAGUAUUACGUCUUCUUGAGGAAAAAUACAUUUUCGUGAAGAAAAAGACAAGAAGUGAAAUUCCACUUCUUACAACCACUCCAUUUCCACGACGAAGAACUACUCGAGUUGCAGACGCUUCAAACAUACCGGGAACUACUUAUUGUCCGUGGGUCUGGGAACAGGACGAUGAUCCCGAACGUGUCCCGCGGAUAUUAGUAAAAGCUAAGUGUCCUGGAUGUAAACAUUUUUGUAAACCUGUACACUACCACCACACGGUUCUAAUAGCAAAAUGCGACAAAACUACAGGUCACAAAGUAUGGAAGUGGAGGGAGAGAAAACUUGCCGUGGCAUAUGUUUAUGAACCUUACGAUUGACGGGAAUUCCUUGUGGCUGUGUGGAUCGUCCUUCUUCCUAAACUUUUAGAUUGUUGUAAUUUCAUAUGAAAAAUAUAUUUUUAUGGGAUAUUCAUUAUUUAUUUUGAGAAAACCUCGAAAAAGGCUGAAGCUAAACCAAAGUGCAAACUCAUUCCACAAAAACAAAGAAAAAAAUAAUUUGAGAUGUUGUGUCAACAUCUCUCCAGGAGGGACAUGCUGUAUUUUUAACCACUGAGCCUCUUCCGUACCUUCUCUUUCUCAACAAAUGUUUUAAAUACAAUUUUAUUAUUUAUGUUGAACAAUCAAAAUUAACCUGAAUUUAGACAGAGCGGUGUAUUUUCCAGAUACAUUUUAGGUUGUAGCAGAAUACUUAUUCAUUGUAACUCAAACGAAAUUAUUAAGCCUUAGGUCCUUAGGUUUCUGCAUGCAGUAAAUGUCUGAGCUUGUUUUACUUCACUGAGUUUUCGACAAUUUGAUCGUCCGAUUUAGAAAGUGUCCUAUGGAAGCUUAUGUUGCACAUGUAAUUGUGACCUUCGCACUCGCACAGCACGCAUAACUAUGCAAUUAGCAUAAGCACGAGCACCGCGCUUUGUAGAAAUUAUAAUAAUUCCGUAAUGAAUAAAGGUUUUCAGUUUUAACAUGGAA